Ochotona princeps (American pika) is the source of this 3214-nucleotide messenger RNA. It is a transcript of the gene FAM193B, whose product is annotated as family with sequence similarity 193 member B. The record is from RefSeq and is a predicted model, not a curated record. NCBI's taxonomy places the organism in Eukaryota, Metazoa, Chordata, Mammalia, Lagomorpha, Ochotonidae. The transcript is spliced from 10 exons. Gene Ontology annotation, cellular component: nucleus; cytoplasm. The coding region runs from base 116 to 2833 and encodes 905 amino acids.
GCGGGCGGAGGGGAGCCGGGCGCCGCCAUAUUGGCUGUUGUCCUGUGAGGGGAGCGGUGGUGGCGGCGGCGGCGGCGGCGGCGCGAGUGGAGCGAGGGAGCGGCGGCGCGGCAGCAUGACUCGGAGGCGGAGCAGGCCCAGCGGCGGCGCGGGCCGGCGCGAGCGGGCGCGGGCCACGGGGCUGCAGAAGCCCCAGGCUCCCGAGCCGCCGCCGCCGCCAAGCCUGGAAGCGGGAGCGGGCGCAGGGCCCCCGGAGGCGCCAGGCGAGCCCGAGCGCGCCGGCCUCAGGGAGGAGGACGAGCCCCAGCUGGCGCCCGGCCCGCAGGUGCCCCCGACCACCAGCCAGUCUAUGCAGACUUGCUGCCUGCUCUGUCACCGGGAGCGGAAAGGCUGGGAAGAAGGCCCUUCGCAAAAUGGACUGGUAUUGCAGGGUGAGAAGCUGCCCCCUGACUUCAUGCCAAAGCUCGUCAAGAAUCUGCUAGGCGAGAUGCCACUGUGGGUCUGCCAGAGUUGCCGAAAGAGCAUGGAGGAAGAUGAAAGACAGACAGGUCGAGAACAUGCAGUGGCGAUCUCCUUGUCACACACAUCCUGCAAAUCGCAGUCUUGUGGGGGUGACUCUCAUUCCUCCUCGUCCUCCUCUUCAUCAUCCUCUUCCUCUUCCUCCUCCUCCUGCCACGGGAACUCAGGAGACUGGGAUCCCAGCUCGUUCCUGUCAGCACACAAGCUCUCGGGCCUCUGGAACUCGCCGCACUCCGGUGGGGCUGUGCCAGGCAGCUCGCUCGGGAGUCCUGCCAUCCCUGGUGAGGCUUUCCCCGUCUCGGAGCACCACCAGCACUCAGACCUCACUGCUCCCCCUAACAGCCCCACCGGCCACCACCCCCAGCCAGCAUCUCUGGUACCGUCUCACCCUGGUUCCUUCGGCUCACCGCCCCACUCACACCUGCUGCCCACCACCCUGGCAGCACCCUUCCCCACCCAGGCUUCAGAGUGCCCUGUGGCUGCUGCUGCUGCUGCUGCCGCCGCCGCCGCUGCCACCCCCCACCCCCCAGGGCCGUGUCAGAACCCCCACCUGCCCUCCACCAGCAUGCCACUCCUGAAGAUGCCUCCGCCAUUCUCAGGGUGCAACCACCCGUGUAGCGGGCACUGUGGCGGGCCUCUCCUCCCACCACCAGGCUCUCAGCCACUCCCUAACACUCACAGGGACCCAGGGUGCAAGGGGCACAAGUUUGCACACAGUGGCCUGGCCUGCCAGCUGCCUCAGCCGUGUGAGGCAGACGAGGGACUGGGCGAGGAAGAGGAUAGCAGCUCCGAGCGAAGCUCCUGCACGUCGUCCUCCACGCACCAGAGAGAUGGGAAAUUCUGUGAUUGCUGCUACUGUGAGUUCUUCGGCCACAAUGCGCCACCCGCUGCCCCGACGAGUCGGAAUUAUACCGAGAUCCGAGAGAAGCUCCGCUCGAGGCUGACCAGGCGGAAAGAGGAGCUGCCCAUGAAGGGGGUUGCCCUGGGCGGGAUCCCUGGGGAGCCCGCCGUGGACCACCGAGAUGUGGAUGAGCUGCUGGAAUUCAUCAACAGCACGGAGCCCAAAGUCCCCAACAGCGCCAGGGCCGCCAAGCGGGCCCGGCACAAGCUGAAGAAGAAGGAAAAGGAGAAGGCCCAGUUGGCAGCAGACGCCCUCAAGCAGGCAGCUCGUGUUUCUGGAAGCCGGGAGCCGAGGCCUGCCAGGGAAAGGCUUUUGGAGUGGCCCGACCGGGAACUGGACCGGGUCAACAGCUUCCUGAGCAGCCGGCUGCAGGAGAUCAAGAACACCGUCAAGGACUCCAUCCGUGCCAGCUUCAGCGUGUGUGAGCUGGGCAAGGACAGCAACGGUUUCCCUAAGGACGAGGCUGUGGAGCCCGAGCCCCAGAGCCUGCCCCCCUUGAACCUCAAUGGCUCCUCAGAGCAACAGCCUGACAUCAACCUUGACCUUUCCCCCUUGACUUUGGGCUCUGCCCAGAACCACACGUUACAAGCUCCAGGCGAGUCAGCCCCACCAUGGGCAGAAAUGAGAGGCCCACACCCACCCUGGACUGAGGUGAGGGGCCCCCCUCCCGGCAUCAGCCCUGAGAACGGGUUGGUGAGGAGGCUCAGCACCGUGCCCAACCUCUCCCGGGUGAUCUGGGUCAAGACCCCCAAGUCAGGCCAGCCUGGCCCCGAGGAGCCGAGCCCAAAAGAGGUCCCCACCAGCAAGCAAGAGCUGCCCGAGCCUGUGGCCACAGGUGGGAAGUCACGGAAGGGCAAGAGGCAGGGCAGUCAGGCCAAGAAGAGUGAGGUGAGCACAGCCCCCCGAGCCCCAGCCAACCUCGAGGCGCCCAGUGCCAAAGGCCAGACCCCUGGUCCCCGGCAGCCAGCCAAGGGCCCAGAACCUCCCAAAGCGGGCAGCUGUGCCGAGGCUGGAGAGGGGAGCCGGGGGAGCAGGCCAGCACCAAGCUGGGCCAGCAACCCCAAAACUGACAAGGAGAAGGGCAGCUCCUGGCGGAACUGGCCCAGCGAGGCCAAGGCGCGGCCUCCAGAGCAGGAGUCUGUGCAGCCCCCAGGCCCAGCACGGCCACAGAGCUUACCCCAGGGCAAGGGCCGCAGCCGCCGGAGCCGCCACAAGCAGGAAAAGUCGGCUUCCUCCUUGGACGACGUGUUCCUGCCCAAAGACACAGACGGGGUGGAGAUGGAUGAGACUGACCGGGAGGUGGAGUACUUCAAGAGGUUCUGUUUGGAUUCUGCAAAGCAGACCCGUCAGAAAGUUGCUGUGAACUGGACCAACUUCAGCCUCAAGAAAAGCACUCCCAGUGCAGCUCAGUGAGGCCUUCCAGACUGAGCUGCCUCAAGGCGUCCUGAGACCCUGACUGCCAGCUAAGGGCUGCGGCUUCGCCCUCCACGCCACCCUCCCUGCGGCCCUGGUCCUGGACCUACCCAAAGCUGAACAGAGGUGGUGCUGUGCUCAGGGGCCCUGAGGGCCUGGGCUGCCACUUCCUGGUGCUAUGCAGCCUCCACACUUCGCACCCCGGGGUCUGGGCUGGCCUGGGGCAGGGGGCUGAUGGUACAGCUGGCCCAACACUGCUUUCUCUGUUUUUGGUUGUUUUGUUUUUAUUUUUAUUUGUUUUUAAUCUUUUGUUCUUUUACAAUUCUUUUGAUACUGUGAAGAUCUUUCAUGGUGAAAGAUAAAGCAACAUUUGGACAUGGA